This is a messenger RNA of Hemibagrus wyckioides, 408 nucleotides long. It is a transcript of the gene ndufc1, whose product is annotated as NADH:ubiquinone oxidoreductase subunit C1. NCBI's taxonomy places the organism in Eukaryota, Metazoa, Chordata, Actinopteri, Siluriformes, Bagridae. Bases 45 to 323 code for a protein of 92 amino acids. The transcript is spliced from 4 exons. Gene Ontology annotation, cellular component: mitochondrion. The record is from RefSeq and is a predicted model, not a curated record.
AGGAUUACUUGAAAAACUACAUCGAUUGCUCGGCGUGUGUUUGAAUGGCCUUUCAGGGGCGUUUAAUCGAACACCGAUUUAAUCGAGCAGCUCGUCCUCUUGUUAGUGUCAAAAUGCCUCUCGGUCGGUUAUUACUGCGAACUUCGACUUUAAAUAAAAUCGUGAGCAGAAAUGCUUUCACCGCAUCCAAGCCGGAUCCUUCCAAGCCGAACUUGCUGAGAGUGGGUCUAGCCUUCGGGACCACAGCUCUCCUGUGGACUAUGCUGUUCAAAAGGCACUGGAGCGACGUGCAGGAAUAUAAAGCCAGCAAUGGACUGGAGUAAAGUAUUUGUUUCCUGGACCAGUUUUGUUUCACUGCUUCAGUGUCAUCUAUAGUCAUGUAUAAUAAAGAUGUAAAUGUGUUCAAUA